Messenger RNA from Thyridium curvatum, 909 nucleotides. RefSeq lists its product as uncharacterized. The transcript has a single exon. The record is from RefSeq and is a predicted model, not a curated record. The coding region runs from base 1 to 909 and encodes 302 amino acids. Lineage: Eukaryota; Fungi; Ascomycota; Sordariomycetes; Thyridiales; Thyridiaceae.
AUGUCUGCGCCGUCUCCGUCUCCGACCCCGAAACCCGUCCCGGGCUUUGAAGCUCUGUCCAACCAGAUCUACGUCCAACGGCCGGCUCCGGACGCGCCCGUCGGCGGCGCCACGGAUCCCACCACCGUGCUGCUCUACGGCUGGGGCGAUGGCCUCGCCAAGCACGUCGUCAAGUACACUGCCGGCUUCCGCGUCCUCUACCCGCGCGCCAGGAUCAUCAUGGUGCUCUCGCCCUUGAGCGAGGCCAUACGCCGCUCCCUCGAGCACAAGGCCGACAACAUGCUGCCCGUCGUCGACGAGAUAUUCAGCGGCGGUGCCAAGGUCGACCCCGACGAGCGCCUCCUUGUCGAGGUCAUGUCCAACACGGGCGGCCUCUUCUUCGCCGCCACCCUCAAAGCCUACGAGCACAGGUUCGGCCCCGGCGCCCACAUGCCCCACGCCCUGCUGCUCUGCGACUCGACCCCCGGCGGCGUCGUCUUCCGCGACAACGUCGGCCGCUGGGCCCGCGCCAUGGCCAUGGGCCUCGCCCCGGCCCUGCCCUGGCCCUCUGCCCUCACCCGGGCCCUCUGCUACCUCUUCUUCUGGGGCAACCACCUGUACGAGCUGGCCAUCGGCCGCGAGGGCGCCGGCUCCUACGCCUCCCGCUCCAUCAACGACCCGCGCCGCGAGCCCCUGACCGCCGCGCGCGCCUACUUCUACUCCAAGGAGGACGACCUGAUCCCCUGGUACGAUAUAGAGGAGCACGCGGCCGAGGCCCGCUCCAAGGGCUACCACGUCACCGCCGAGAUCUUCGAGGGCAGCCCCCACGUCGGCCACAUGCGCCUGCACCCGGAGCAGUACUGGGGUGCCGUGUCGCGCGUCUGGAACGAGGCGCUGGCACUGCAGGAGGCUGGCGACAAGAGCGAGUGA